Messenger RNA from Miscanthus lutarioriparius, 957 nucleotides. The record is from the annotation of a GenBank genome assembly. Lineage: Eukaryota; Viridiplantae; Streptophyta; Magnoliopsida; Poales; Poaceae.
AUGAGCAUGGGGCGCUUCGUCAACUCCAUGGAUCCGAGGUCGGGGCUGGAGGUGAUCAGGGACUGGAACGGCGUCGCCCAGGUCGUGCUCCGCUCGCCCAAGGGAGCCUCCGCGCGGGUGAGCUUGCACGGCGGCCAGGUCGUCUCCUGGAGGAACGACCGCGGUGAGGAGCUCCUCUUCACCAGCAGCAAGGCAAUCUUCAAGCCGCCAAAUGCGAUGCGAGGUGGAAUUCAGAUGUGUUUCCCACAGCUUGGGUACUCUGGGACAUUGGAGCGACAUGGAUUUGCAAGAAACAGGAUAUGGGCCCUGGAUGAUGAGCAUCCACCACUGAAUCAUAAUGAUAACGGCAGCAAAGUUUCUGUUGACCUUAUACUAAAGCCAUCUGAAGAUGACCUCAAGUGCUGGCCACAUUGUUUUGAGUUCCGUCUAAGGGUCUCUCUUUCAAAGGAUGGGGACUUGUCGUUAAUAUCACGCAUCAGGAAUGUCAAUGGCAAGCCAUUCAGUUUCUCAUUUGCUUAUCACACAUAUCUUUCUGUUUCUGACAUCAGUGAGGUCAGGAUUGAAGGUCUGGAGACACUUGAUUAUCUUGACAACCUUAGCCACAAAGAACGGUUUACGGAACAAGGAGAUGCCAUAACAUUUGAGUCAGAGGUCGACCGGGUCUACGUUAGCUCCCCAAAUGUAGUAGCGGUUCUUGACCAUGAGAAGAAACACUCAUUUGUCAUAAGAAAGGAAGGACUUCCUGACAUUGUUGUGUGGAAUCCAUGGGAAAAGAAAUCAAAGACCAUGGUAGACUUCGGUGAUGAGGAGUACAAGCAGAUGAUUUGCGUUGAUGCAGCCGCUGUGGAGAGAGCAAUCACACUGAGACCAGGGGAGGAAUGGACUGGGAAGAUGGAGCUUUCUGCGAUUUUAUCCACUAACUGCAGUGAUCAUCUUGAUCACCCUGUCAGCAUCUAG